This is a messenger RNA of Eimeria necatrix, 336 nucleotides long. RefSeq lists its product as hypothetical. The record is from RefSeq and is a predicted model, not a curated record. NCBI's taxonomy places the organism in Eukaryota, Apicomplexa, Conoidasida, Eucoccidiorida, Eimeriidae.
AUGCCGAUGCGUUGCACUUUGAACUUGCAGUUCCCCCUAGGGCAUCGUGCGCAUUUGUGCAGCAGAGAACCAAAAGAUGAGGAAAGCUCACUCCGUACUUGCUGCAAAAUGGAGUUCGACAGCAUCACCCUUCUACAGCCAGUUUGUCCAACUGCCAUCCUCAAGAAACAAUCAAAUUUCGUUAGUGGAGGCAUUUGGCGUCCGCGAUGGCGACAUCUUCGAUUUCCCGAUGGCACUGGACUUAGCCUUGUCCUGGGUCUUGCAGUCCAUUGUACUGAAACUGCACCACUCAUGUUUCCCGAAGUAAUAGAACAGGCCUCACGAAAUCCUGCAUAA